GCGUCCCCUGGUUCCCUCUUACGGCCAAGAGUGGCAUCUGGGUGGGCUGGAGGAAGAGAGCAAGAAGCCGAGAGGAAACGCAGGGGAGGAGAGCAGAGAGCUCCAUCGAGAGAGCAGCGAGUAAGACGCAAACGCACCGGAGAGGAGGACGCUGCUGCCUCGCUUAGGCCAUCGUGAUUGGAUCAAGAGCGAAACGCAGACUACCGGAAUGGACACGCUCCAUCUAUAUUUCGCAUAAUGCUCGACCACUGUGUUCAGAUGUGCAACUGUGUGUGCUGAACCCUGAACCGUGACCAGCGCAUGCUCUAUGACUGACCUCCUGUCAGCGGCUCUAACUGACUGCCAUGAUGAUGUCAGUAGACGUGACCAAUCGCAAUGGCCCCUCCGCCAAGCCUCCAACUUCCCUCAGUUUACGCUCCUCUCACAAUCAGCUCCUCAGCAGUGACGUCAUUAACCAGGGCUCUUCUACUCCACCCAAGUGUCGCAAAAAAUACGCGCUCACAAACAUCCAGACUGCCAUGGGCCUUGGGGAGGCGGUGCCACCUUCAUCAUCACCCUCUUCAUCAUCACCUUCACAACUGUUGACCCCCAACAAUCCCAAACUGGCCAAGAACGGUGUCAACCAGCUUCGUAAAGCUGGUCAGGAUCACAAUAAAAAUACUACAGACCUCAAUGUUACCGACCUUGAUGGUAAUCCGGAAAUCAUAAAUGAAGAGCUGAGCGUUAACACUCCAGAGGUGUCUGAAGGUCACAUGGGGGAUGUUGUCGAGCUUCACCCAAACGGUAACGCUGACCCCGAGUCGGACCGAAGUUCAGAAUCAGAGAGCGGCUGCAACGUCAACAAGGACGCUGAUCUCCAACUCAAUGGCAACUCUGGAGAUAUUGUUUAUGACUUGAACAUUGAGGCGGAGCAAAGCGAUGACAUCAGCGUCCUGUCUGAGAAGGAGUUGAAGUCCCUGAUGAAGGCUGAGGACCAUGACGCGGCGGAGGAGCAUGAAGACGAUGAGAAGAAACCAUUAUUGUUGAUCAAAAGCGAGUCUCCAGUGAAUACAUCAUCCAAUUUGGAGAUCAUCUCAGACCUCCUAUCUAAGGACUCCCCUGUGCCCCCACCACCUUUCCCACCCAGACGAGCCAGCCCAGAGGACACACCCUUACUCUCGGUGGCCUCCUGCUCCUCCUCUUCCUCGUCCUCUCCAGAGACUAAGAAAGACAGAAAGACCGGUGCAAAGACGGACUGCGCUCUGAACCGUAUCCAGAACAUGAACCCCAGCGAUGAAGAGUUGAGUUGGACCACUCUGUCCCAGGAGAGCAACUCCCCCGAGGAGACAGAUAUCUGGAAUGAACAGUCAUUCCAAACAGACCCGGACCUGCCGCCCGGAUGGAAAAAGAUCACAGACAUGGCGGGUAACUACUACUGGCACAUUCCCACGGGCGCUACCCAGUGGGAGAAACCCGUCAGCCACCCCGCACCCUCUGGACAGACAGAGCUCCAGGCGGCAGUUGUCCACACAAGCUCCACGCCACGUAAACAGUCGCUAGGUUCACUCAGCCCCUCCCCAACUCCUGACCAAGAGGCAUGCCAGGCUGAGGUCUUCUUCAGGGGCUCCACCCGUUCUGGGAGCACCACCUCCGACAGCUCAGUGGAGCCUCUCCACGAACACAUCCUGCCCACAUGUGGAUUUGUCAACAGCUGCUAUUAUCCUCGCUCUACAUCGCUACAGGGGAUGUCAGAUCAGGAGUGUACCCCCGAGCAUCAAGAAGACAAAGACAAGAAACACACGUGGGGUGAUUUUGGCGGAAAGAUUGAUAGUGAGGUGUGGAAGGACUUGCAAGCGGCCACGGUGAACCCUGACCCCAGUUUAAAGGAGUUUGAGGGUGCAACGCUUCGCUAUGCAUCAUUAAAGUUAAGAAACCGUCCAGCAGUGGAAGAAGACGACUCCAGCAGUGGCAACAGUGACCCACAAUCAAAGUGUUUUGCAGUCCGCUCUCUGGGAUGGGUGGAAAUGGCCGAGGAGGACUUGGCCCCCGGCAAGAGCAGCGUGGCUGUAAACAACUGCAUACGACAGCUGUCCUACUCUAAAAACGACAUCCGAGACACAGUCGGCAUCUGGGGCGAGGGGAAGGACAUGUACCUCUUGCUGGAGAAUAAUAUGUUGAACCUGGUGGACCCGAUGGACCGCAGUGUCCUUCACUCUCAGCCAAUCGCCAGUAUCCGCGUCUGGGGUGUGGGCCGCGAUAAUGGCAGGGAUUUUGCAUACGUGGCACGAGAUAAAAAUACAAGGAUCCUAAAAUGUCACGUGUUCCGCUGUGACACGCCCGCCAAAGCUAUUGCCACCAGCCUCCAUGAGAUCUGCUCCCGGAUUAUGACGGAGCGAAAGAAUGCCAAAGCGAUGGCAGGAGGCUCUCUCCAUGACCGGAUUCAGGCAGGACUAGAUCUCCCUUUACAAGAAUUCCCCACACCAAAGACUGAGUUGGUUCAGAAUUUUCAGGUGCUCUACCUCGGAAUGAUGCCUGUUGCCAGACCCAUAGGCAUGGACAUUCUAAAUGGCGCAAUAAGUAGUCUAGUUGGUUCUUCCAACAAAGAGGACUGGACUCCAGUGGCCCUCAACGUGGCCGAUGCCACAGUCACCAUCAGCAAAGAUGAGGAUGAAGAGGAAGUGCUGGUGGAGUGCCGUGUACGUUUCCUGUCAUUCAUGGGCGUGGGACACGACGUGCGUACAUUCGCCUUCGUCAUGGACGCCGGAGGCCAUCGCUUCGACUGUCAUGUCUUCUGGUGCGAACCCAACGCCGGAAGUGUGUCUGAGGCUGUUCAGGCUGCUUGUAUGCUGCGGUAUCAGAAGUGCUUGGUGGCACGGCCGCUUUCCCAGAAGGCCUGCGGCUCGUCACCGCCGGGCGACUCUGUGUCCCGCCGGGUCUCGACCAGCGUCAAGCGGGGCGUCCUCUCCCUCAUCGACACCCUCAAACAGAAGCGACCCGUCACAGAGUUACCGCAGUGACCGGGAAAGCACCGAGCGCUACCGACUUCCCCGGCCUUACCCUGCACCCGGUCACCAUGGUAACUAACUACCCGCAUCGCUGCAGAAAGUACCAUGGAUUCCUGUAACCAUGGUAACACAGCCAAGACCCUCCGGAGUUUGGUCAUGUUUCACCCCCCCCCCCCCCCCUUCCCGCCAAAAGCAAACCCCAAGACUCAAUCAUGCUCAUCAGUGUGAACGUAUUUUCAAUGUGAGACGGCAAAUUGUGAAAAGUGUACAUAGAAGCGCCUCGCAUCCCCCUCAGGACGGGGCAAGAAAGACGCCACGGCGUCGAUUAGCUGUCGUUAUUGCACGUGCUGCAGCAUGACCUCGCACACUCGGCCAAGCUUGUUUCCACCCACCUCGUCAGCGUUUGAUGGCGCAUCACCGAUAGACAUCAGUUUCACAUAGACAUCAUCUCGAGCACUGAAUUAUACGUCACCGCCCAUUUGGGUGUGGAAAGAGUCGUAGAGAUGCAGUUAUAGUCUUUCAUGCUAAAUAAAAUAGCAGAUUAAUUGAUGGGAUAAUUAAUUCUAAAAAUAUUUGAUAGUAGUCUGUCUGCCUCAUCCAAUAUGACGAAAGCAAAGAUUUUUCGUAGAAACGAGUCAACCUGCAACAGGCGCUGUCUAUGUACUUAUGUCUAUGGUCUCUCCCCCUUGCUCUCACACCUAACAGGCCAAAGACUGUAAAAUGCGGCGGUUAAGGAAGUAUGACCAUGAUCGCUUCAAUGAACGAGGAUGUGAUUUAAAAAAAAAAAAAAAACAUGCCUUCCUCGACAUGAUCCCGCAUGAAACUUCCUUUCCUAAACAAA
This is a messenger RNA of Syngnathus typhle (broad-nosed pipefish), 3825 nucleotides long. It is a transcript of the gene apbb2b, whose product is annotated as amyloid beta (A4) precursor protein-binding, family B, member 2b. The record is from RefSeq and is a predicted model, not a curated record. NCBI's taxonomy places the organism in Eukaryota, Metazoa, Chordata, Actinopteri, Syngnathiformes, Syngnathidae. Gene Ontology annotation, molecular function: amyloid-beta binding; transcription factor binding. Gene Ontology annotation, cellular component: nucleus; cytoplasm. Gene Ontology annotation, biological process: regulation of DNA-templated transcription. The transcript is spliced from 18 exons. The coding region runs from base 345 to 2996 and encodes 883 amino acids.